CCUGACUGGGCAAUAUCGUCAGCUCCCUCUCACUCCCCCUCUCCUCUUUUGCUUCUUUCCUCUCUAGACAGAGAGAAAGCCAUGCCAUCUUUACAAUGGAAAACCACGGCAUUGGCUUUAACUUUGUUUCAACUGCUCCAUCUCAUCAAAGUGGAAUCUUCUCUCUCUCAACCGGACAGAAUCAACCAGCUACCGGGGCAACCCCAAGUCAAUUUCCAGCAGUUUUCUGGGUACGUGACCGUUGACGAGAAGAAAACGAGAGCUCUGUUCUACUACUUUGUCGAAGCUGAAGUAGAUCCCGAUUCUAAGCCUCUUGUUCUCUGGCUCAAUGGAGGGCCCGGUUGUUCUUCAUUGGGGGUGGGGGCAUUUUCUGAGAAUGGACCGUUUAGACCCAGUGGGAAAGUGCUGGUCAGGAAUGAAUACAGCUGGAACAGAGAAGCAAAUAUGUUGUAUUUGGAGACACCAAUUGGAGUUGGAUUCUCUUACUCAAGUGAUACGUCAUCUUCUUUGUCUGUAAAUGACAAGAUCACAGGCAUGUCCAAUCUGGUCUUCUUGCACAAAUGGUUUGUCAAAUUCCCACAGUAUAGAAACAGAAGUUUGUUCAUUACAGGAGAAAGCUAUGCUGGUCACUAUAUACCUCAACUAGCAGAACUUAUGAUACAGUUCAACAAGAAGGAGAAGUUGUUCAAUUUGAAAGGAAUUGCUCUGGGCAAUCCAGUUUUGGAAUUUGCAACUGAUUUCAACUCAAGGGCUGAGUAUUUCUGGUCUCACGGACUUAUAUCGGAUCCCGCAUACAAGUUGUUUACUUCCACUUGUAACUAUUCUCGCUACGUGAGCGAGUACUAUAGAGGAUCCGUGUCUCAAACUUGUUCAAAAGUGAUGAGCCUAAUAACCAUGGAAACAAGUAGAUUCGUGGACAAUUAUGAUGUUACCCUUGAUGUGUGUAUAUCAUCCGUGCUUUCUCAGUCCAAAAUCCUCAGUCCCCAGCAAGUUACCGCAGAGACGGUGGAUGUGUGUGUGGAAGACGAAACUGUAAGUUACUUAAACAGGCGAGACGUGCAAAAUGCUCUCCAUGCGCGCCUUGUAGGAGUCAACAAAUGGCUUGUUUGCAGCAAUAUCUUGGAUUAUGAGUUGCUCGACGUGGAGAUACCAACAAUUUCUCUUGUGGGAAAAAUCACCAAGGCAGGAAUCCCAGUAUUGGUUUACAGCGGAGAUCAAGAUUCUGUUAUCCCAUUGACUGGAAGUCGAACAUUGGUUCAGGGACUGGCUCAAGAAUUAGGACUGAAAACGUCGGUGCCAUAUAGAGUUUGGUUUGCAGGGAUGCAGGUUGGCGGAUGGACUCAAGUCUACGGCAAUAUCCUUUCUUUUGCCACCAUUAGAGGGGCAUCCCAUGAGGCUCCAUUCUCUCAACCCGAGAGAUCUCUUGUGCUAUUCCAGGCAUUCAUACAAGGCAGGCCUCUACCGGAAGCAUUCUGAUCUACUGAUCAGCUUGCAGAUAAUGAAUCUGGUUUUGAGAUUGUAAUUAAAGUUUGAUAAGUGAAGGCAGUAGUUGGUUGAUCUUUGAGAAUGAGAAGUGCAUUCUUUUGUUUGUUUUUCGGGUUUGUCCAAGCAAUGGAACUCUUGAAAUAGAAGCAUUUUGUAAAGGUUUCAAGAAAAUGAAAGAAUAUGUUGUCUGCUUGCUCUC
Rhododendron vialii is the source of this 1684-nucleotide messenger RNA. Its product is annotated as serine carboxypeptidase-like 45. NCBI's taxonomy places the organism in Eukaryota, Viridiplantae, Streptophyta, Magnoliopsida, Ericales, Ericaceae. Gene Ontology annotation, molecular function: serine-type carboxypeptidase activity. Gene Ontology annotation, biological process: proteolysis. Gene Ontology annotation, cellular component: vacuole. The transcript is spliced from 10 exons. Bases 82 to 1476 code for a protein of 464 amino acids. The record is from RefSeq and is a predicted model, not a curated record.